CUGACUGGCUGGCUCUCUCCUCCUCUCUCCCUCUCUCCCUCUCUCUGCUUUCGCCCAUCAGAUUUCAGGAACCAGCUCAUCCGCCAUCCUCCCAGCCACUCCUCGUCCUCUUUCCGCUGCAAACAUCCGCCCUCAGCAUUCCCUCUUGACAUCCCCCAUCCUUCAUCAUCAACAAGGAUCCACCAACAGCCCGCAGACAACAGCCAGUCCAAUACCCAACCAGCUAUGACACAGCAGCAGCAACAACAACAGCAGCAGCAGCAGUUUGCACAGGAUUUUUGGGAGGAGCAAAUCCUGGCUGCUGAGCACUAUGAUUCUGACUUCAAGAACCAUCCUCUGCCGCUGGCACGUAUCAAGAAGGUCAUGAAAUCCGAUCCUGACGUCAAGAUGAUCUCUGCAGAGGCACCUAUCCUCUUCUCCAAAGCCUGCGAGAUCUUCAUCUGCGAAAUCACACGGCGGGCAUGGCUGCAGGCCGAAGACAACAAGCGGCGGACACUGCAGCGGAGCGAUGUCGCCACAGCAGCCUCGAAAUCCGAUCAGUUUGAUUUUUUGAUUGAUAUCGUCCCCAGAGAAGAGCCCACCAAGCCCAGCAAGCGGGCCUCCUCUGCGCGAGGGGAUGAGGCCACAGCGGAGCCGGAGGCAUACGACGAGCAGCAGCAACAGUAUGCACAGUACUACCCACCAGCACCAGGAGCCAUUCCCGGCUAUUCACACGCCAUCGACCCCCAGUUCUACCAGGCAGUUUCACACGACCAGUUCCAGCAGUACAUGCAGUACCAACAAGCAUAUGCUCAGCAGCAGCAACAGCAGCAACAGCAACCCCCAGGAGCAGCAGCAGCUCAGCCAGUGACAUCUCACAGCAGGAAUGCAUCCGCAGGCUAUGCACAGGAGGCAACGAGUCGACAGAGCUAGACGAAAGAACGGGAGUUCGACCAACUUCACUCAUGUCAAACCCUAGUUCGCAUUGGUACCGCUGGACGUUGGACCUGUCGAGGCUUUAUCUUCAUGUCGUUGAACAUUAUUCUCAUAAGAAGUCGUAAUCAUUUUAUUCGUAUAUAUGUUUGGCAUUAAAAAGAAAAGCAGAAACGGGCGCAAAGCCGCUUCGUUUUCUCAAUAGCACCCUG
This is a messenger RNA of Gamsiella multidivaricata, 1124 nucleotides long. RefSeq names its product histone-fold-containing protein. NCBI's taxonomy places the organism in Eukaryota, Fungi, Mortierellomycota, Mortierellomycetes, Mortierellales, Mortierellaceae. The transcript has 5 exons. The record is from RefSeq and is a predicted model, not a curated record. Gene Ontology annotation, cellular component: CCAAT-binding factor complex; nucleus. Bases 226 to 912 code for a protein of 228 amino acids. Gene Ontology annotation, biological process: regulation of DNA-templated transcription. Gene Ontology annotation, molecular function: DNA binding; protein heterodimerization activity; DNA-binding transcription activator activity, RNA polymerase II-specific.